GUGGCCAUAUUGGAUCCAUUCAGCCGCAGCCGCCCGGGCGGAGCGCGUCCCGCAGCCGGCUUGUCCCCAUCGCGGCCCGGGUGCUCGUCCCGGCUCGCCGGCCCGGUGCAGAGCUCGCCAUGGCGGCCACUGACCUGGAACGCUUCUCGCUCCCGGUUCCUGGGUGCGAUUCCCGGCAGGUCUGGCCUCAGUGGUCGGGUCUGAAGCAGCCAUUCCCCAGGAACUGGAGGGAUUCCAGAUUCAGCCCAGUGGAUGUUUGGGCCCCAGUCCAGAAUGCAGAGCCAGAGCCCCGGAGCCUCUCCCUGGGUGGCCAUGUGGGUUUCGACAGCCUCCCCGACCAGCUGGUCAGCAAGUCGGUCACUCAGGGCUUCAGCUUCAACAUCCUCUGUGUGGGGGAGACUGGCAUUGGCAAGUCCACACUGAUGAACACGCUCUUCAACACGACCUUUGAGACCGAGGAAGCCAGUCACCAUGAGGAGUGUGUGUGCCUGCGGCCCCAGACCUACGACCUCCAAGAGAGCAACGUGCAGCUCAAGCUGACCAUCGUGGAUGCCGUGGGCUUCGGGGAUCAGAUCAAUAAGGAUGAGAGUUACAGGCCCAUAGUCGACUACAUCGAUGCGCAGUUUGAAAACUAUCUGCAGGAGGAGCUGAAGAUCCGCCGUUCGCUCUUCGACUACCAUGACACGAGGAUCCACGUCUGCCUCUACUUCAUCACACCCACGGGGCACUCCCUCAAGUCCCUGGAUCUGGUGACCAUGAAGAAACUAGACAGCAAGGUGAACAUUAUUCCCAUCAUCGCCAAAGCAGACACCAUUUCCAAGAGUGAGCUCCACAAGUUCAAGAUCAAGAUCAUGGGUGAGCUGGUCAGCAAUGGGGUCCAGAUCUACCAGUUUCCCACGGAUGAUGAAGCUGUUGCAGAGAUUAAUGCGGUCAUGAAUGCACACCUGCCCUUUGCCGUGGUGGGCAGCACCGAGGAGGUGAAGGUGGGGAACAAGCUGGUGCGAGCGCGGCAGUACCCUUGGGGCGUGGUUCAGGUGGAGAAUGAAAAUCACUGCGACUUUGUGAAGCUCCGGGAGAUGUUGAUCCGGGUGAACAUGGAGGACCUCCGCGAGCAGACCCACAGUCGGCAUUACGAGCUCUACCGGCGCUGCAAGUUGGAGGAGAUGGGCUUCCAGGACAGCGAUGGUGACAGCCAGCCUUUCAGCCUACAGGAGACAUAUGAGGCCAAGAGGAAAGAAUUCCUGAGUGAGCUGCAGAGGAAGGAGGAGGAGAUGAGGCAGAUGUUCGUCAACAAAGUGAAGGAGACAGAGCUGGAGUUGAAGGAGAAGGAGAGAGAGCUCCACGAGAAGUUUGAACACCUCAAGCGGGUCCACCAGGAAGAGAAGCGCAAGGUGGAAGAGAAGCGCCGGGAACUGGAGGAGGAGACUAACGCCUUCAACCGCAGGAAGGCGGCGGUGGAGGCCCUGCAGUCUCAGGCCCUACACACCACCUCGCAGCAGCCUCUGAGGAAGGACAAGGACAAGAAGAAUUAACGCACGCACAGACUUACAUGUCAAGAGUGGACUUUAGACUUUCAUGUGUUAAGUUGCUUGAGUUACACCUUGUGACCCUUCUCCCAUAACAUGGUGUGAGGACGGACUGGGAGCUGGUACAGACUCCAGUGUUUACAGCCUUGCUUUGUCCCCCCCCACCCCAACCCCGCCAUCCCCCAGGCUGCCUGGGCCUGGCUGGCUGCCCUCUUUAUGCAAACUCGUUAAAGCCAUGAAUGCUGGAAUCCAAAACUGAUGAGGUUUAUUUUUUUCAGAGCCAGUGGCUGGUCUUCCAUUUACAGUGUCACUAUUCCUUGAUGGAGCAGUUUUGUGCCACUAGCGAAGGCCCCAGCCGGCGAUGCUCGGCCUAAUUGUUCAGCGUCAAGAUGGCAACUCAUGCAGUGCCCUAGGUGUGGCCACGUGGUGUGGUAUACAUGCUGCAAAUUCGUCUGAUUCCCCUUCAUUUUAAUUUUUCUAACCUAGAGCUUAAUUUCAAUAAUAACUUUUAAAUCACUUCUAAAUUUUUAUUUUGGCACGAGCAUAAAGACAAAUAAUACCCUCUCCCAUUAUUUUCAUAAGUAACAGAUUCCCUGAUUUUUAAAAACUAAAAAUAUCUCUAAACCUUUCUUAUGUAUAAAGUAUCCCUAUAAAAUAUAGGGAGAGGUGGGUAAUAAACAUCCUGUAAUGACAGUGUUUGGAAUUUCUUUAUGGAUGAAAGUGGAUCAUGAGCAAGACCACGUCCAGUGUUUUUACUGUGAAUGUAAAUGGAACAGCAGCCCAAAGCCAUUGUCUUUGUGCCCCAGAGGUGCUACCUGUAAACAGGGACCAACCCCAUGUGUGCAUGUUAAGUGUUUGACUCUAACUAAGACCCCCCCCAAACCAAUCCUGCAUAUUCCACACGCAAAGAGUGUUCAGCGGAAACAGGUUUUUCUCCAGGUCAUUGUUUCCUUUUUCUUGGCUGAGUCGCAGGGAAAGAGAUGAAAGUGUCUGAUGUAUGUGAACAAUUUAAGAAAAAUAUACCAGCAGAGGAGCUUUUCCCCUUUACUGGCAUUCUUAAAGAGAACAUUCUAAGAAAGUACAAGCAUUCUUCUAUGUUCCUGUUGGUUUGCAAGCCAUUGAGAAUAUCAGGGUUGAAAACAUGGGCUGAUAAUAUGGUACCCAAGAAAUGAAUAGAUGAGACGAAGGAUUUCAUUUAAUGUUGAUGAAGCACUGUGCUGGGCACUGGCUACCCAGAGUAAUGCACAGCUCUGUCCUCAAGGAGCUUACAGUCUAGUGCACUCCCUAGUUGGAAGACUUAGGAAGCUGCGCUAAUUUAUUGUUGGAUUGGCAUUUUGUAUUUUACGUCCUUCAUCUUCUCUUCCGUCAUUGUUUCCCUCUUUCUGCCUUGGCCUGCUUUACUGAUUUCCAGGACAAGGUCCUGGCUCCUUCCUGCCCUUCUGAGACCAUGUUCCAUUCAGAGAGGGGUGGAGGGUGAGCUGUGAGUAUCCACUGAGGCGUGACCAGGAAAAGGUGGUCUUUUUCUCCUCACCAGGAGUAGAGCAGGUUUUAUUGAUGCUCAAAGUGAAAAUUCUCCAAAGUUAUGCCAUGACCAUGGGUGGAUACAGGUUUUUGAGGGGCUCGAAGCUUGAACUACUUGAGAAACCUUUUUUU
Molecule: messenger RNA, 3179 nt
Organism: Kogia breviceps (pygmy sperm whale)
Lineage: Eukaryota; Metazoa; Chordata; Mammalia; Artiodactyla; Physeteridae
Source: RefSeq, a predicted model, not a curated record